This is a messenger RNA of Heterotrigona itama, 2937 nucleotides long. The record is from the annotation of a GenBank genome assembly. NCBI's taxonomy places the organism in Eukaryota, Metazoa, Arthropoda, Insecta, Hymenoptera, Apidae.
AUGAGCUCUACAAAACAACAAGAUAGAAUACUCAGUGGUGGAAUAUCUUUGCCACAAUGGAUGAAAGGACGAACCGAAAGCAGGUAUAUUCCUCUGUUUCCCUUUGAAUCUUCGCAUUAUAAAAUUGUUAAAUUUUUAUUUGUACUGAGUUGCAGACUUGUAACAAUAUUCUUUGCUGAAUGUAUAGAAGAAAUUUAAACCAAUCCCAAUAGUAAAAAGCAAUUCUUUUAAUUGCUGUUAAGAUAUUUUCACAUACAAGAAAUUUCUUUACUCUGCAGAUUUAGUAUUAAUUUGGUAUUUGGAUUAUCAAGUAAAAAUCAUGCCACUGAACCAGUUGUUGGAUUUGUUUUUAUUUCACGUAAAACUAAAACUAUGAUUAUAUGAAUGGGUGUUCUAAAUGAAAUGUCUUAAAGUAGCAUCUCACAAAAAUGCAUACAUAUGCAUAUAUAUUUCAUUGUUCUGAUAUACAUAUUUGUCAGAACGUUUGCCUGCUGGAAAAUACAUUUGUAAUCAUAGUCUAACACAUGCAGUCACAAAGUAUAAAAUUUGAUUUAAGUAAAGCAUAAAGAAACAAGAUUUUAAUAUAGAAAAUGUCACAUAAGAUGUUAUAUCUUUCUUUUUUUUCAAUAUUUCAUAUGUAAACAAAUUAUUAAUUAUUUUACAAAUAUAUAAUUUUUUUACAUAUAUAUUACAAUUAUUAAUUAUUUUUACAAAUAUAUAAUUUUUUAUUAAAAUCAUUUAAAUUAUUCUGUGUUGAUACAAAAAUUACAGUAACUAUAUAUUCUUCCACUUGACAGUUAAAUUAAUAUAUGUGAAUGAAACUUAAAUUAUUUUUGCUAAUUGUAAAUGACAAAAAUGGCACAGUAUCGUAACAGUUAAAUAUUUUGAAAUUAAUCAUAAUACAUAAAACAAGGGAUUUAAAUACUUAAUGUACAUUUAGCAAGCGAUAAGAAAUAUUUAUACAUGAAAUUUGGCCAACAUGCGAUAUAACGCGAAUAACCAGUUAAUCGUAUGGGCAUUGUGCCCGCUAUUCUUAGACUCACAGCACUCUUCACAAGAGUAGUGUAACUCUGUAUAGUUUGCUGUGUGCGGUGCAUAGCGUUUGUUAUACCUUCUGGUUAUUUUCUUUCUAAACCUAUGUCGCGAUCAACAUUAGAAAUUCGAAUUAAAUAACGAUUUUUUGUUCACGCAUAUUAUAACAUGUAGUGUUGAAUUCAAUAGAAUAGUUAUGAAAAGUGUGGAAUUAUUCCCUCAAUUAUUCGAUGCCUUUUAAGAAACGCAUUAUUAUAAAGUUUAGAAAUUUAUAGACAAACUGUUGGUAGUAAAGAGAACGGUAUAUUAAUGGUGAAAAGAUAUCCAAAGCUGAAGAAAUCUUCUAGCAAAAGACUAUAAGUCGAAGAGCUUUUUUUUUAGUAACAUAUUCCUGUUCGCUUCUAAUUUUACUUUCCUUCUUUAUAAUUUGUAAUUAUCAGUCUUUUGUCUUUUUUCUGUUAUGCAGAUACGAUUUUGAUGAUACAACGUUCAGUCCGCCAUCUCAUGACGACAGUUUCUUUUACAUACGAUAUCCAAAGACACAAAGCCGAUCGUCGGUUUCACAAGAGUAUUGCCCGAUUGAUGAAGUUUUUGGGGAACAAAAUAUUAGUUCAUCAACAAACAAUGUGAAGGUACAAGACACGCAACAACAGAUUACCGAAGAGAAGAAAAAGAAUCAGGAAAUUGAUUUCAGCAAACAUCCCUUACCUUGUCAACCAUUUGUACCAACUUCAACAGUAAGCAAAGGAAACGGAACUAAACCAAGUCCGAAGACAUCAUUAACUGAUAAUCCGAAAAUUACAAAAUCACAGGGAGUAGAUGAUGGGUUUCAUAGCGAGCCAGCACUUUGUGGAAAAUCAAUUGUUCUUGUAGCCAGUCAAAUGAUGUCUAACAAAUUUCAUGAAACUUUUUCGGCCGAACAGGCCGUCAGUCAACCGAAAAAAGGAAGUAAAUCUUUACCAGCUACUCCACUCACUUCGCCAGCAGGCAGUCCAAGUAGUUCGCCGAAAGCUCGACGUCGUGUUCCUUCAAACCGAUACUUCACUGGUGCAUCUCUUCAAGGAAGCUGGAUUUUGGCAAGCAUCUUCGGACAAUCGAGGGAAAUCGUUACUGGCAAAAUCGAGGAAGAAGACGAAACAGGCACGGAAGUUGCGACAGUUCCACCUAGGUCGCUUACUCGAAAGAAGUCCAUAUCGUCGCAAAAUCUUACAUACAUAGGAAGCGAUGAAAAGUCAGUUGGAAAACCAGCUGCCUACUCGAGCGUAUUUAAAGUAAAACCAUCGGAAUUAAGAGAGAUGAAUUUCUGGUCCCCGACAUCAAUGUAAAACAAUGUAAAUCAUUAUUAUUCGUUUACGCUUAAAAUUUAGUUAAUUAAUAGUGAUUAAUUUGUAAAGAAGGAUGUUGGAAAAAAGCACGAUAUUAUCCAGUUGCUGAGUUUUCUAAAAUUCACGAACGAAUUGAUAAAAGAGAAAACGCAGCUUUCUUCGUGUAUUAUCGUGUAAGCAAUGGUAUUUUUCAUGUACUCUUAGCGAUGUCUUUAUUGCAAUUAGUAUAAUUAAUAUCUAGUAAUAAUAUAUUUGUGCUUGUUCUUUGUUUUUUCCUUUUUUUCGACUUCCAAUGAAUAUUGUUAAUAAAGUGCAAGCAAUAGAGUUGUUUUUGUAAUAGUCGGCUUUCAUGAACUGGUGCAACUUUAUUAUAAUAAUAUAAGUUAAAAAUAGAAAAUUCGUGUAUCGAAAAAUAUAGUUUUCUUAUAAGCUCAAGUGAGGAGGAAGGCGUAUAUACUGUCAAAAUGAAACAUAAUUAUUUUUAGACAGUUCAUCGUUCGAUGAGUUUAGCUGAUUAUUUAAGAUUUUAUUUAAUUUUAGAUUUUUAGGGAAAAAGUGGAAAGGAAAGAAGGGAAAGUAA